AUGGCUUCAGAAACAGCUGGAAAUACAAGCAUAACGAGCAUGCCUCUUUCAGAGCCGCUUGAAAUUGUCAAAACUGAAGAUCCAGAAGUAGGGCGUAAGCGUCUAGAAGAUGCUGCUCGUGCAUUUCUUGUAGAACAAACACAUGAAGUUAUUAUUCCCUCGUAUGCAGCAUGGUUCGAUAUGUCAGUAAUUAAUGAAAUUGAAAAAAAGUCUCUACCAGAGUUUUUUAACAACAGAAAUCGUUCAAAAACACCAUCAGUUUAUAAAGAUUAUCGGGACUUUAUGAUCAAUAUUUAUCGACUGAAUCCAAUAGAAUAUUUAACAGUUACAGCAUGUCGAAGGAAUCUUGCAGGCGAUGUUUGUGCUAUUAUGCGAGUACACGCUUUUCUAGAGCAAUGGGGACUAAUUAAUUACCAAGUAUUAAAUAAGUUAUAUAUUAAACAUAAACUGAUAAUUUCUCAGAUCGAUCUUGAAACACGUCCAUCAAGCAUGGGGCCUCCAUUUACAGGGCACUUUCGUGUAAUUGCAGAUACACCACGAGGACUUCAGCCGUUUCAGCCAGGACCAGGGUCAAUGACCUCUCAUGGAAGACCUCUUUCAGAAUCUCCAUCAGCCCAGCCAAAAACAAGCUAUCAUCUAGAGCUUCGAAAGGAAUCCUAUAAUUCAAUCUAUGGAAAAUCAGAUAAUACGUUAAUUAACACUAGUACACAAUCGGAAGAUACACCAGAUAAUAAAAAACAAUACUAUUGUUUUACAUGUGGUGUUGAGUGUAGUCGACUAUUUUAUCAUAGCUUGAAGACAAAAAAGUUUGAACUCUGUUCAAAUUGUUACCUAGAAGGGCGUUUUCCAGCAGGGUUUUUUAGUGGAGAUUUUGUCAAAAUGGAAGAAACACCAAUAAAAACAAACAAAGAAGAUUGGUCUGAUCAAGAAACACUUCUGCUUCUAGAAGGAUUAGAAAUGUUUGAUGAUGAUUGGAAUCUGGUAGCAGAACAUGUUGGUACACGAACACGUGAACAAUGUGUUCUUCGAUUUCUCCAGUUACCAAUUCAAGAUCCAUAUUUAGAAUCCAGGACAGAAGAUUUAGGUCCAUUACAAUAUAAUCGUAUUCCAUUUUCGCAAGCGGAUAACCCUAUCAUGAGUGUAGUUGCCUUUCUUGCCAGUGUAGUCAAUCCAAAUAUUGCAGCCGCAGCUGCACAAUCAUCAUUUGAAGAACUAACCCAUUCGUUGAAAAAAAGUAUCGAUAAACACUCAAAUGAUAAAGAACCAUCUAACAUUACUUUAAAAAAAGAGUCACAAGAACCAAUAAAAAUUAAACAAGAACCUAUAGAACAUUGUAGUCAAAAUCAAACCAUUAAUUCGGAAGAAAUGGAUAUUGAUGAGCAUAAAGGUCCUAAGUCCACAAAAGCAUCUAAAAAUAUAGAUACAUUACCGUCAAAUACUGUUGAAAAAGCAGCAUCUAUUGCAUUAGGCACAGCAGCAGCAAAAGCACGCAUUUUAGUGUCUCAUGAAGAACGAGAAAUAUCUCGGCUUGUUUCAGAAGUUGUAAAAUUACAAUUAUCUAAGCUCGAAUUAAAGUUGCAACAAUUUAACGAACUCGAGCAAAUUCUUGAAGCAGAACGACGAGAACUAGAAAAGAAUAGACAGCAGCUUUAUUUAGAUAGGCUUUCGAUGAAAAAACAAAUAAUCAUGAUUCAAGAACAACUUAGUCAAGCUAUCUCAAUAGGUGGAGAAGAAGGCUUAUCAAUCAUAAAAAAAAUAGAUGAAUUAGGUUGCGAAGGUCCAAAACUUGAAUUUAAAUCUUCUACAAAUCAAAAUAAUUUACAAGACUCAACAAUUCCUUUAAGUCAAGAAAAUCCAUCGAAUUAUACAUCUUACCAACUAUAA
This is a messenger RNA of Pneumocystis jirovecii RU7, 1884 nucleotides long. RefSeq lists its product as uncharacterized. Gene Ontology annotation, cellular component: SWI/SNF complex. Bases 1 to 1884 code for a protein of 627 amino acids. Gene Ontology annotation, biological process: positive regulation of DNA-templated transcription. The record is from RefSeq and is a predicted model, not a curated record. Lineage: Eukaryota; Fungi; Ascomycota; Pneumocystomycetes; Pneumocystales; Pneumocystaceae. Gene Ontology annotation, molecular function: histone binding; DNA binding; zinc ion binding. The transcript has a single exon.